Brachypodium distachyon (stiff brome) is the source of this 1808-nucleotide messenger RNA. RefSeq names its product single myb histone 5. The transcript is spliced from 7 exons. Gene Ontology annotation, molecular function: double-stranded telomeric DNA binding. Bases 280 to 1242 code for a protein of 320 amino acids. The record is from RefSeq and is a predicted model, not a curated record. Gene Ontology annotation, biological process: nucleosome assembly. Gene Ontology annotation, cellular component: nucleosome. NCBI's taxonomy places the organism in Eukaryota, Viridiplantae, Streptophyta, Magnoliopsida, Poales, Poaceae.
CUUCACAGAGAAGCGACUUCUCCUCUCCACCGUCCCUUGCCCCGCCGCACGGUACUUACUGCCUCGUCUCAUCCCCCCUCGCGCUCCGGAGCUCUGCCCUACCCAAGCUCCGAUCCGAUCCGACCCGCCGCCGCCCCCUCCGCCUCUCGCGCACCCGCACACGCGCGCGCCCAUCGCCGCGUCCGCAGCCCGUUGGUUUCCGAGGGCGUCGGUGUCGAGGAAGGAGGAGCGGGGAGGGAGGCGAUAGCAGCAGCCUAGGGGCGGGCGGGCGGGCCUGUGAUGGGGGCGCCGAAGCAGAAGUGGACGGCCGAGGAGGAGGCGGCGCUCAAGGCCGGGAUCAACAAGCACGGCGCCGGGAAAUGGCGCACCAUACUCAAGGACCCCGAGUUCAGCAGCGUCCUGCGCUACCGCUCCAACGUUGACCUCAAGGACAAGUGGCGGAACAUGAACGUCACAGUGAACGCGUCGGGCUCUCGCAACGAUAAGGCGAGGACGGCGCCCACCGCUAAGAAGCCGAGGUCUGCUCCGAAGCAGGAGGGCCCCUCGACGGCACUGGCCGCGAUCACUUCUGACGGCGACGAUGACGUUGCCGACGUGAUGCCUCUCGCGACGGGUUCGGCGAAGAAGUCCCUUUCCAGGCUAGAGAAUAUCAUUUUGGAGGCCGUGAAGAGCUUGAAUGAGCCUACAGGGUCAUAUAAAACAGCCGUUUCUAAUUACAUCGAGGAGCAAUACUGGCCACCUGCCGAUUUUGACCAUGUACUGUCUGCAAAACUUAAUGAGCUGACAGCAACUGGGAAAUUAAUUAAGGUGCAUCGGAAGUACAGGAUAGCCCCUAGCUCAUCUUUUCUAGAAGGGCGAAGCUCUAAAAUGCUGCUGCUUGAAGAUAUACAAAAGGAGCCCAACAAGGUAGAUAGAGCAGAGAGGGUGGAGAGAUCAGAGAGGGUAGAGAGAGCGGAGAGGGUAGAGAGAUUGGAGAGGGUAGAGAGGGAUGGUUUGGUAGCCCAAACUAAAUCUCAAGUAGAUGCUGAACUGGCACGGAUGAGAAACAUGACUGCCGAAGAGGCUGCAGCUGCAGCUGCCCGUGCAGUUGCAGAGGCAGACGCUAUCAUGGCAGAAGCUGAAGCCGCAGUAAGAGAAGCGGAGGCUGCAGAAGCUGAUGCUGUAGCUGCACAAGCCUUCGCUGAAGCAGCAAUGCUGACCUUGAAAAACAGAAGUUCAGCAAAAUUGAUCAUUCGAGGUUGAGGCAUCAUCUCUUUGGGAGCUGCUGCUGCUGCAGAACUGAUGCAGCUUCAGUUUUCCUCUGAACCUGUUGUAUGUAAAUGCGUACCGCAGUCCAGUGCAAACUAAUUGCUGCUCCAGUGACAGCCAUCUGAGUUGAUGACAAUGCUGUUUCGUUAUUUCACUCCAUGGAAGCUGGUUCGGAACCAAGUAGCACAAACUUGCCCAGACGUGUCUCGUUUUCCGAGUGCUGGCAGUCUGUUGCAUCUCCAAGCUCGUUCCGUUCUCCCUCGUCAUCGGUUUGUUUGCCGAGGAGGACCAACUGAUGUUUGAUUCCCGCAUUGUAGAGAUGUGGGGUGAUCAGAAGAAAACCAAUAAAUAGACCAUAUGAUCUUCUCUGGAGACUGGAAUCUUCUUAAUAGGUGGCUGGUCAUUUCAUGUGAUAAUUGGCAGACUGGAAUUUUCUUCACAAUGUGGUACAUUGCCCCCCUGCCGAAAUUACCGGUUCUGUUAGCCUUUUUGUGUUGGAUCUGGACUUGCCGAGCAGAAUGUAUUUGGCACCAAAUAAUAGCCCUCUUGCUGCAUGUGUA